UGAAGCAUGAGAAAUAAUAAAAUUAAAUAAUUAAUGUGUUUCCUGUGCAAAUACCAUUCAAAUAUAAGAUAAAUAUAAUAUUUGUCAUAUCUUAGUGUACGUGUGUGAUAAAAGAUUACGAAAAAUAAUUGAAUAUUAUAUGAACAUAGUGUUUGUUCUCUUAUAGAAGAGUAAAUAAGAGAAAAAAAGGAAAUUUUACGCCCACAAUUGGAUGUACAUUAGUUACAUUUUAACUACAUCAUUCCUAAGAAAAAGAUUAAAUGAAGCAGAUUCUGCUAAAAUGAGGAAUAUCUUCUAAAUGAAUCACCCGAAAAGAAAAUGUAAAGUCAAGUAAAAGUCUAUAGUUAGGAAAGUCUUACACACAAUCAAAAAACGUGUGGCACGAAAAGAUGUCAAAUAGUCAUUCGGGGACAAUUGGGCGACAACGAGGUCUUUCGACAAAUGGUCAAGUACGACGUCAACGAUCCAUCGAGUGGCAAAAAGAGCGCCGUUACAGCAGUAGCGACGAUGAAGUACCAAAAAGCGGAUCAAAUGGCGCUUCCCGAAGGGCAAAUAACUUCGCAUCCGAUGCGACAACAGCAGCUGACAGCUCCAUUUUGGCACAACUUAUCGCACAAACGCAACAAUUGACCAAUCAAGACAGAUCCUAUCGCUCUGAUUGCGAUAAUGAAGAUGCUGUUAGUAGCACGGGAAUAAUUACAGCAGAAAAUGGCACAUCAUCUUCAAUAACGAAUAAUCGAUCGCCAUUACAUUACCGGCAAGCAUCUCCAUUUCCCUCAGAAGCAACCAACACAAGAAGACUGCAUUACACAUCAAAAGCGGAAGAGCGCAUCCGAAAUGGCGAUUCAAUUUUCUCCGCUGGAAAGCCUGCUUUGCUUGCCAACAACACUCUUAUAAGGACAUCACGCCAGUUUACGAAUAAUCGACGGCAUAACAAUCUCACAUCAUCCAGCAGCACAAUAUCCUCCGUGAGCAACAACAACAACGACCGCGACAAGGAAUACAAGGAACUAAUUAAGGACAAAGACAAAGAUCUUUAUGACAAUCCACAUAAUCGCUAUUUAUUAAAUAAUACAGAUGGAGAUGAUGAACCUCCGCCUGAGCCUGCUCCGCCAGAAGUGCCUCCGCGAGGACACUCCAUGCAAACACUUCCGAAGAAACGUUCUGAAUUCGUCUUGACUAUCGACAAAAAUGGCGACCAAAAGCACGAAGAAUACAUUCCAGCAAAUCAGCAAGAAUUUUUCGUUGGGUUGAAUGGAAGCACGUAUCCAAAUAGAUCACCGAACACAAAUGAAGCAACUAAUCAAAGACUGGGUCCCCCAAGUCAACAACAGGGCACGUUAGGACACAAUAGUAGUACAGGAGGAUCACACAUUGGAGGAUCGUCUCCGCUUGUGAUGCCCGUUUUUCCAUUGAGGACAUCUCAUUCAGCACACACACCGCAUUAUUCACCUUAUUCGCCAUCGAGGUUUCAGAUAGACAAGAGAUGUCAACAUCGAUGCUCAUGGAAGUGUUUUAGUAUUGCCUUAAUUUUAUUAGCUGUUGCACUAACAGCGAUGCUAGCUUAUUUUGCUGCAGUAAGUUCAAUGAAGCCAAAUAUCGAUCCAGCCAAUUGUAUUCUAGUCCAAGAUCAAAACAACGUGCAACACGAUGGUCAGCAGCUACUUGUAACAGAUGGGCAUGGUUUACCGACGGGCAUGUCGCAAUUACCUACAGAAGAAUCUCUCGCAACAAGUACAUCGCAAGAUCAUAACGCGCAAUUUACGACGCAGCAGCAAAACGUGCCAACGUACCAACAACUGCCUGGCGAUCCGCAGGCUCAGCAAUCGCUAACGCAACAGCAGCAAAAGCCUUCGUCGCCUGCCUCAAAAUGGCCCCAAACGAUAGAACUAAAGGAAUUCAAUCAACCUCAUCACACGACAAUUCCGCCAUAUCAAUUUUGGAGCGCAGAAUUUCGCAACAAGCAUCCGGCGUUCAUCCAAUUCAACUUGACUUUGCCAUGGGGUGCCAAUUUUGCCGUUUACGGAAGACGAAACGUUGCUCCAAGCAUUACACAAUACGACUUUGUGGAAUUCGUGAAGGGAGGACGUGUUGAUCAUCGAUUCCGAAAACGUCGUAGACGAAAUGUCGUUGACGAUAUUGCUGAAGAAUACGAACAAGUUCGUGAGAUUUUAGCUGAUGGAAAAUACGAUCGAGAAGAACAACGCGAACCGAGAACACUUUCGGUACAACAAAGCUUUAUCUCUGCUAUCUCUGAUAUGGAUCCCGAUACCGAAGCACACAUCAUUGCGAAACGCUCUUCCGAUGGCUUGCCAAAAAUCGAUAUGGAAACCAUGAUGGUAAAUGUAACAAUUUUACAGUAUUUGGAUACGGGACGAUGGAUUUUGUCGUUAUACAAUGACGAAUUGGUAGCGCACAAGAUUACAUUGACAGUUGGCGAAGCAGAGGGCGUCAGCACAACGUGCCCAAACGAUUGCAGCGGGCGUGGUUCCUGUUAUCUCAGCAAAUGCGAUUGUAAUGAUGGAUACAAAGGACCCGACUGUUCCAUAAGUGUUUGUCCUGUUCUUUGCUCAUCUCAUGGGCAUUAUGGCGGGGGAGUUUGUCAUUGCGAAGAAGGUUGGAAAGGCGCCGAAUGCGAUAUUCCAGCACACGAAUGUGAACUACCCGGAUGCAACAAUCAUGGGCGUUGUAUUGAUGGCGAUUGUCAUUGCGAACGUGGAUGGAAGGGACCAUUUUGCGAUCAACCCGAUUGCUUGGAUCCAGCAUGUUCAGGGCAUGGAACGUGCGUAUCGGGUCAAUGCUAUUGCAAAGCAGGUUGGCAAGGUGAGGAUUGCGGAAAUGUCGAUCAACAAGUGUAUCAAUGUCUCCCUGGAUGUUCAGAUCAUGGCACAUAUGAUCUUGAAUCCGCUACUUGUGUUUGUGACAAACAUUGGACCGGCGCAGAUUGUUCCCAAGCUGUUUGUAGCUUAGAUUGUGGUCCAAAUGGCGUAUGCGAAAAUGCACGAUGCAAAUGUAAUCAAGGUUGGACUGGAAGUUUGUGUGAUCAGUUAACUUGUGAUCCGAGAUGCGCUGAACAUGGACAAUGCAAAAAUGGAACAUGCGUUUGCUCUCAAGGAUGGAAUGGAAGACAUUGCACAUUGCCUGGAUGCGAAAAUGGAUGUUCACGUAAUGGCCAAUGCACCUUAGAGGAUGGCGAAUACAGGUGUGUUUGCAUUGAAGGCUGGGCAGGAUCUGAUUGCUCAAUACCGCUUGAAACGAAUUGCAAAGAUAACAUAGACAACGAUAACGAUGGCAUGACGGAUUGCUCCGAUAGCGAAUGCUGUGCCCAUCCGAGUUGUACAGACCAUAUUAUGUGUCUUGCUUCCAAUGAUCCUGUCGAAGUUUUGUUCCGUAAACAACCGCCUUCAGUUACAGCAAGCUUUUACCAACGCGUAAAAUUCCUAAUUGAGGAAAAUUCGGUACAAUCGUACGCUCACAUGGAUGAAUACAGCGAAAGCGAGUUUUGGAACUCCUUUACACCGUGUCGAGUAUCCGUAAUGCGAGGACAAGUUGUUACACCGCAAGGACUUGGUAUCGUCGGUAUCCGUGUGUCAGUCGAUCGUGAUUCACGCUUUGGCUUUACUCUAACACGACAAGGAGGAUGGUUUGAUGUACUCGUGAAUGGAGGCGGUGCAGUGACGCUUCAAUUUCAAAGAUCGCCGUUUCGACCUCUUACACGAACAGUUUUUGUUCCUUGGAAUCAGAUUAUUGUUUUGCCGCCAGUUCAGAUGCAAUUAAGCGAUGAUUUACUUGCAAAGAAUGUCAAAAUAACUCCUCCAAAUCCUGCACUAAGUUUCUUAAACGCUUCGCAAUACAACUUUGACGAUAAUGACGAUGCAACAAAGGCAAUUUGCGCAGAUCAUGAUCAUGAAUUGUUGAAACCUCAAUUAACGAAUACCUGGAUGCCAAACGCUGUUGGAGAAAUGCCCGGACAGAGCAUUAUCUUUGCUGAAACUCAGAUUGUGCAAGAAUCCGUACAAAUCCCCGGAUCUGAUUUGCAUUUGACAUAUCAAUCAUCUCAGGCGCCUGGCUACUUAAGUAUAGUACACAUGCGGUUAACCAAGGAGACAAUUCCCGCAACAUUAACGCAUGUGCAUGUUGGUGUUGAAAUUGAAGGUUCUCUGCACGUGAAAACAUACGAAGCAGAUCCAAAUCUUACACACACAUUUGCUUGGAACAAACGCAAUGUCUACAAACAAAAAGUAUAUGGCGUUGGUUUAGCACGAAUUUCAAUCGGAUACAAGCAUUCUACAUGUAAAGAUAUCAUUUGGGAAACGGAAACCGCCAAGCUUCAGGGAUUUGAUGUUGAUAUUUCUGACAUUGGAGGAUGGGGCUUGGAUAUUCAUCAUCAUUACAAUUUCUAUGAAGGCAUUUUACAAAAAGGAGAUGGCAGUACGUUACAUUUAAAAGAAUUCCCUCGGAUAAUUAAGACAAUUAUGGGAACAGGACAACAAAGACCAUUGAAUUGUAAGGAUCAUUGCAACGGAAUUGCAAAAGAUGCAAGAUUAUUGACGCCUGUUGCACUUGCAUCAGGUCCCGAUGGAAGUCUAUUUGUGGGUGACUUUAAUCUCGUACGUCGCAUUACGCCUGAUGGUCGAGUAUUGACAGUUUUACAACUUUCGACGACUCAAGUGUCGUAUCAGUAUUAUUUAACAGUAUCUCCCGCCGAUGGAUAUCUGUACAUAUCUGAUCCUGAGAAACAUCAAGUACUCAAAGUAAUGGCUGUGGAUAAAGUUAUGGAUCCAACAAGCAAUUACGAAGCCGUUGUUGGUAGCGGGCAACGUUGUAUUCCAGGUGACGAGCAAAAUUGCGGAGAUGAUGGACCCGCAUUAGAAGCACGAUUAUCGCAUCCAAAAGGCAUUGCUAUUGCUGCAGAUAAAACAAUGUACAUCGCUGAUGGAACGAAUAUUCGUGCUGUCGAUUCAAGAGGAAUAAUUCACACGUUAAUAGGACAUCACGGGCAUCAUAAUCAUUGGAGUCCUGUACCAUGCAAAGGCGCUAUUCAAGCAAGUCAGGCACAAUUGCAAUGGCCAACAGGUUUGAGUUUGAAUCCGUUAGAUGGUUCAUUGCACUUCAUCGAUGAUCGAUUGGUAUUGAAAUUAACGUCAGAUAUGAAAAUUAAAGUUGUAGCGGGUGUUCCAUUGCAUUGUAACUCGAAUGCUGAUAAAAAUAAGACGACAGAAGAUGUAUUGGGAACUGUAUUGGCGAUGGCAUUUGCGCCUUAUGGCGACUUGUAUAUUGCAGAUAGCGAUUCUCGUAGAGUUAAUUCCAUACGGGUGCUUGAUACAACGGGAACAAUGCGCUCAUUUGCAGGACGACAAGAAAAUUAUGGUAGUCAAGCGUGUGAUUGUGCACCAACUAAUAACAGUAAUUAUUCGACAACAAUGCCUUCGAAUACUGUCGGAGGAGCGUCAACAAAGUUAAACAGCAGUAGCAAAGGAAAUCCGGAUGUAGUUGCUGCAAUGAUGGCAAAUGCUGGAACAGUGAAUGGUUGUAUUUGUAACGGUGUAAACGCAGGUACAGCUGCGUUUAACAACAACAAAAAGGAUAAUGGAGGAAAAGUUACGUCAGAGACAAUUUUGUCAUCUAACACAAAGUUCCAAGCAAUAUCCGCUAUUGCCGUCGCACAAGAUGGAGUUGUGAAUAUUGCAGAUCAAGGUUCUCUUCAUAUUCUUGCUUUGCAACAUUAUCUACCAAAUCAUGAUCAAAACACAGAGUUCCAAAUUCCUUAUCCGCCUUCCAAUGAAAUUUAUGUUUUUAAUCGUUAUGGACAACAUGUCGCUACGAAGGACCUAACUACAGGAAAAACUCGUUACAGCUUCCUGUAUAGCAAAAAUACGAGUUUUGGAAAAUUAUCAACCGUAACCGAUAGUUCUGGCAACAAAAUUCAAUUCCUCCGUGACUACAGUAAUAUUGUAAGCUCUAUUGAAAACACACAAGAUCAUAAAUCUGAGUUGAAAAUAUCGCCGAACGGAUUGCUGAUCAAAAUUUUAGAAAAAGGAAAAUCUACAGUUCAAUUUGAAUACGACAGUAAUACGGGACUUAUGAACAGUCGAAGCGGAGGCGGCGAAACAUUCAUUUAUCGCUACAACGAAUUUGGGCGUGUUAUUACGACAAUUUUGCCAAGCGGAGAGUCAAUUGAUAUUACAUCAACGUUGGCGCAAGAUUUGGGACUCGGAGUGACAGUUAGAGCACACAUACAAUCAAUUUUUUCGCCUGCCAAGUCGGAAAAGACUGAUCUACUGCUGAGCGGGGGAAUUAAGAUGAUGACAAUGACAACAGGAGAAGAAAUCACGAAAGCCAUGAUAAGCAUGAAUAAUAAUACACUUUUAAUUUCGUCACCGAAUGGAGUAUUGUUGAACGCAGCAGCAAUUUCUCGUCAUCCACUCUUAGAUAAAUCUAUGCCAACAGAAGCUCAAAUGUUGCCAAUGUGGUCUCAUCAAAACAUUGCAAUGGGCGACAGUCUUAUAAAUCAAAUGUACUCGUCGUUCAAUUUGAUCGGCGGUGACGCACGAAAUCCUCAACAAAUUGUCAAUCGUGAAAUUUGGGUAAACAAUUCUCGUGUACUCGGCAUCGAGUUUGAGCAAUUCGUGAAUCGUCAAAUAUACUAUGAUAAAGAUCGAGAGCCGAUUUUGACUGUAACUUUUGAUCAAAGUGGCUUACCUCAAUCCUAUCGUCCCGGAAAUGGCGGAUAUCCAUUAAAUUUAACAUACGAUCGGUACAAUCGUAUUGAAGGUUGGAGUUGGGGACCCGCAGAACUCAAAUAUACUUACGAGCGACAUGGAUUACUUUCAGAAGUUACAAGUCAGCAAGAUGGUACUGUCUCGUAUAUUUAUAAUGACAACAAUUUGAUAUCAGAAAUUGGUUUAGCAAGUCAGAGAAAAUUCCUACUCGGAUACGAUACGGAUGGCGGAUUGAAAUUUGUCAAAUUACCGAGUGGUACAAAACAUUUGUUCAGCUAUCAGCCCUCAAUUGGAUUUAUAAGAGCAACAUAUACUCCGCCAGGCAGUACAAAGCCCUAUUUACAGCAUUAUUCGUAUUCAGGAGCUUUACUACAAACAGUAUUUCCGGGAGACGGUGCUCGCAUUAUAUAUCGUUACAACAAUAUUGGAGAAUUGUCAGAAGUUUUACAUGGAGACGGAAAAACAGAAUUUACAUAUAACAUGGCAACUGGACAACCAAAUACCGUGAUUCACACAGAACGCGAUCUCGAGUAUCAAUGGGAUUUUGAACACGUGAAUGGACUUCUCGUCGAAGAGCGUAUCGACUUUAUCGCUAAAGCUGGCUUAAGUAAUGCCAAGUUUACGUAUGAGUAUGAUACAAAUAUGCGAUUGACACAAGUUGCUGGGCGUAUUGGCGGCACAAACUUGCCAAGUUUAAUAUACACAUAUAAUACAAAAACGGGUAAUUUGCAACAAAUUGGUGCAUUUAAGGUAAACAAGCCCAAAUUCAAUGUCACAACUGUAUUUGAUGGCGUUGCUAUGUUCUCUCGAACGAUCGACGGGCGUUUCCUCGAAACUCAACUCUCCGUUACAGUUCAUCGAAUGGAAGUUUUCCGCAUGGAAUUCUCACACGAUGUACAUGGUAGAAUUUCACAAACGAGAACAUACACAAAGAAUGUUGGCGUCAAUACUUAUACAAAUAUUAAAAAUUAUACGUGGGAUUGUGAUGGACAAUUGAUUGGCGUUGAAGCACAAGAACCAUGGGGUUUCCGUUAUGAUGACAAUGGAAAUAUGUUGUCACUUACUUAUCGAGGUAAUACAAUUCCAAUGGAGUAUUCCGCUAUGGAUAGAAUUGCCAAAUUUGGCGAAGGUCAAUACAAAUACGAUCCACGCGGUUUAGUUGCACAAAAUGCACGAGAAGAACGUUUCCAUUACAACACUCAAGGGUUGCUCGUACGUGCAACGAAACGAGGUCGUUUUGAUGUACGUUACUAUUAUGAUCAUUUAAAUCGUCUGACAACACGAAAAGAUAACUUUGGAAAUGUUACCCAAUUCUUCUACAAUAAUCACGAACGUCCACACGAAGUCAGUCAAAUCUAUUCACCGCGUGAUGGAAAGCUCAUGACGCUUUUGUACGACGAUCGUGGGCAUCUUAUUUACGCGCAAGUCUUCCGACACAAGUACUACGUAGCAACAGAUCAAAGCGGAACUCCAAUUAUGAUUUUCAACCAAUACGGCGAAGGAAUCCGAGAAAUUAUGCGAUCUCCAUAUGGGCAUAUUGUUUACGACUCAAACCCAUAUCUCUAUUUGCCGAUUGAUUUCUGUGGAGGUAUUUUAGAUCAAGUAACAUCUCUCGUGCACAUGCCAAACGGUAAAGUUUAUGAUCCUCUCAUCGGGCAAUGGAUGUCUCCUAAUUGGGAAGACGUUGUCGCACGCGUUUCAGAACCAACGAAAUUGCAUCUUUAUCGCUUUAAUGGCAAUGAUCCCAUCAACAUCGAUCAUGAUCGAAAUCCUCCAAUCGACAAUUUUGCUUGGCUUAAACUUAUGGGAUAUCGCGCCGAAAGUCUUAUGCCUCAAACAAAACAAAAUCUGUGGAAUUUACCAUCGCCAUGGAGCAAAAAUACGGAAUUUACGAGCACACCAAAGCCAGGGCGCAUUUACGAUAAAACGCAUUUGGGAGUUGCUUCAGGAUUUUUGGCACAUCUCACAUCAAGGCGAAUUUCAAGUGUCUCGCAACUUUCAGGUCCGCCUAAAUCUGCAUUGAAAUCAAAUGCCAUAAAAGUUGGUCCCUUCAAGUUGGGAGCUGAAACAGAACCUCCCUUUGGUCGAGGAAUUCUUGUUUCACGUACACUCGAAGGACAAGCAAUUGUCUCAAGUGUUCCUGCGGCAAAUGCCAUUUAUCGCGAUGUUUAUACGUCGGUGUUUAAUCGCACACAUUUGUUGCCCUUUAGUUUUGUCGUUCAUAAUUCUCAACAAGAUGCUUUCUAUUUCGUGAAAGAUGACACAUGGCGCGCAAGCGAAGAUCGUCAACAACUCAAACGACUUCAAGGUCAAGUAAAUACGACUUUCCACGAAAUUACGAAGGAAAAUGGAAGCAACGGAAAAUAUUUGGAUGUCAAGAUACAUGGUAUUCACGCAGUAAUUAACUUACGCUAUGGAACGACGCCAGAAAAGGAAAAAAGCCGUUUGAUGCAUCAUGCAAAACUCACUGCUGUACGAAAAGCGUGGCAUCGUGAAAAGGAACUCUUACACUUUGGCUUACUCACAUCCAUGGAUUGGAAUCAAAAUGAAAUCGAUGAAAUCAUCAAGCAAGGAUACGCGAAUCAAUUUGAAGGUGAGUAUAUUCACGAUGUCAACACGUAUCCAGAACUCGCAGAUGAUCCAUACAACAUUCGAUUUGUGAAGAAGAAAUCUGGUAGUACAAAGCGCAAAAAGAGAAAAACCGAUGAUGACUGUCUCGAAGGAAGAUCUUGCUAAGAAAGUAUUUUAUUUGAUAAACAUAAUAAAUAAAAAAAGGUGAUAAAAAUAAAGAGAAAAAAAACUCGAAUCGAUCAUAAAUCGUAUAUUUUUAUGCAAAUCUUACGGAUUUUGCCAAUAUAUAUUUAACAAAAAUAAAUAAUAAUAUAAAUGUUAACUCAUUAUUACUAAAUAAUAAUUAAAUUUAUACACGAAGAUAUGAGGUGAUUCGAGCUUUUUGAGACUGGCAUAUGUAAAUUAUAUAAAAAAUGAGCACGAAUUAUUUAUUUAAAUAAAAAAAUAAUUGUAAAAUAAAUGCUAAAAUUAGAAAUCAUUAUUUGUAAUUUUAUUUAGAUAUUUGCUAAUAACAAGUUGAAUAAUAAAUAAUUAAAUAAAUUUACAAAUAAUAAAACUGCAGAAAAAAAUACAGCGGAAUUUAGA
Culicoides brevitarsis is the source of this 9878-nucleotide messenger RNA. It is a transcript of the gene Ten-a, whose product is annotated as teneurin-a. The record is from RefSeq and is a predicted model, not a curated record. Lineage: Eukaryota; Metazoa; Arthropoda; Insecta; Diptera; Ceratopogonidae. Gene Ontology annotation, biological process: motor neuron axon guidance. The transcript is spliced from 23 exons. The coding region runs from base 390 to 9458 and encodes 3022 amino acids.